CUCCCUACCUCCUCGUUCAAAAGCAGCCAAGUUGAAAGAGGCCUGCAGACAGCCCUGUGAUCACCUCCAAAAGCUGCUAUCAAGAGAGCCACCGAGAACCUCCCAAGAUGAAGGGCUUCCUCUUCCUCCUCCUCCUCAUCAGCCUCCUGGUUAUGAUUCAGAUACAAACCGGAAUCUCAGGAAACCAGACCACCAACAAGAAACCCAUGAGUGGGGCCCCAGCUCUUGGCAGCCUGGGUGGUGGCAGCAUCCUUCUCUUCCUGACCAACACCCUCAUCCAGCUCUUCCAUCUCAGCUGAGGGGGGCACGCCUCAGCCACAGCCCUGUGCCCCCUGAGACAGCUGCCACCAUCACUAGCAAGAGAAGUGCCCCCCACAAAUCCUUGGGAGGGGUUGAUGCCAGAGAUGACCGGGUUGUGGGAACUGACAGGCGGUGCCUUGGGGGCAAUGGCCGACACAGGGAGGUACUGAUGUGGAGGGGCAGGUACCACCCAGCCAGGGGUCAAUAAAGUUGUCAUAUACUUGGA
This is a messenger RNA of Camelus dromedarius (Arabian camel), 526 nucleotides long. RefSeq names its product CD52 molecule (gene CD52). Gene Ontology annotation, cellular component: sperm midpiece. The transcript has 2 exons. The record is from RefSeq and is a predicted model, not a curated record. Gene Ontology annotation, biological process: positive regulation of cytosolic calcium ion concentration. Bases 108 to 299 code for a protein of 63 amino acids. Lineage: Eukaryota; Metazoa; Chordata; Mammalia; Artiodactyla; Camelidae.